AUGGCAGAUGUGGCAGCUCUGGAGGCCGAGGUCAAGGAAUUCAAGCUACAGCUUGAAACCGUUCAAUCGAGUUUGCAGGUAGACCCAGAUAACACGGAACUACAAAGUCUCAAGGCUGAGCUGGAAGAACUUAUAACCCUCACGGAAACGUCUAUCGCCGAGUUGAAACCGGCCGCUCCGCCUUCCUCCAAACCGUCCCCUCCCAUCAAAGAGAAAGGCUUCAGGGAGUCACAGGCCCCCUUUCAGUCAGGGUAUCGUAAGCCAGUGGUGGAACAGACUGAUGAAGCAUCGACCCCGGCCUCGUUUUCCGUUAAUGAUCACGUUCUCGCUCGUUGGGCCUCGGGCGAUAAUUCCUUCUACCCUGCCCGCAUCACCUCUAUUACCGGCUCUUCCAGCAACCCCGUCUACCUUGUCUCCUUCAAAUCAUACAGCACGGUGGAAUCUCUAACCGCAAAGGAUCUCCGGCCCGUUUCCGGCAAUGACUCGCGCAAGCGCAAAGCUGAUGGAAACUCAGGCAGCUCCACACCCAGACCUCCCACCCCUCAGCCCCCACACUCGAGUGUGAUUUCGGCGGCGGCGGAUAUCAACCCCACAUUAGCCAAUCAGGCCCGCAAGGAGCCCAGUAAAGCUGGCGAUGGACCAGCACGACCUGCGAAGGUGCCCAGGAAGGUCAAAGCCACACGGGAGCUGGAGGCGGGCAAAAUGAAGUGGAAGGACUUUGCUAGUAAGGGUAAAUUGGGACGCAAGGAGAGCAUGUUCCGUACCGGUGACAGUAUAAAUGCGCGGGUGGGCUUCACCGGAUCUGGCCAGCAGAUGCGGAAAGACCCAUCCAGGACCCGACAUGUCUACCAACAAGGGGAGGACGAGGGGUAUUAA
Molecule: messenger RNA, 876 nt
Organism: Aspergillus tanneri
Lineage: Eukaryota; Fungi; Ascomycota; Eurotiomycetes; Eurotiales; Aspergillaceae
Exons: 3
Coding region: 1-876 (291 amino acids)
Biological process (GO): negative regulation of DNA-templated transcription
Molecular function (GO): DNA-binding transcription factor activity
Source: RefSeq, a predicted model, not a curated record